This is a messenger RNA of Haliotis rubra (blacklip abalone), 389 nucleotides long. RefSeq lists its product as uncharacterized. The transcript is spliced from 3 exons. NCBI's taxonomy places the organism in Eukaryota, Metazoa, Mollusca, Gastropoda, Lepetellida, Haliotidae. Bases 1 to 354 code for a protein of 117 amino acids. The record is from RefSeq and is a predicted model, not a curated record.
AUGGUCGUGUUUUCAGUUGCUUCCAUACAAAAUGACAGCGUCUCCAGUACUUCAUCGAUCCUUUCAACACAACAACCAACAACAGCAUCACCAUCAUCAACAACAACAGCAGCAGAGGUGACCAUAAACGAUGACGGGACCGACACACCUACUAAGGUAUCUUUGCCUUCUACUGACACAGCAGCGACAGUGACGACACCCCCUGCUACAACGUCUCGGAGUAAAGAUGACGGAGGACCCGGCAUGAUCUACAUAGUUGUUGGUUCAUCCCUUGCUUCAUCCUUCAUCCUCAUCACUCUGGCAGCUGUGUGUCUGGUCAGACGGAACAGUGAGUAUACUUCAGUCGUAUCUUAAACACGAUCAAAUGGAGUUCAGAUAUAAAUAUACUC